AUGCGAGCGCCGCCGCUGCUGCUGCUGCUGCUGAUGGCGGCCGCGGGCCUGGCCGUGAGUCCGCUUGCGCGCCUCAACCCCUGGCUGAGCGCGUGCGACCUGGAGGAGGAGGGCGCGAGUGGCGCGCUCGAGUGCGGGGUCGCAGCGGGGGCGUGCGGCGGCGGCGGCGGCGCGCCGGACGUGCUGGCGGAGCGCGACGUGCCGCACCUGUGCGCGCUGGGGGCCGGGGCCCGCGCGCGCCGCCUGGCCGAGCUGCGGCUGCGCGUCUGCUGCGAGCGCUCGCCCGCUUCCGCGCUGGACCGCAGCGCGCGCGCCGACGUGCUGGCCGGCGGGCCGCGCUGCGAGACCACGCUGCGCGACCUCCUCGACCUGGACGCGUUGGUCGCGCGCGUGCACUGCGACUUCGUCAACAUCCUCGACCGCUACGACUGCGACCAGCCCUAUUCCGUACACACGUGUCACGAGUGCCAGGUGAGUCAUCACGACACACCGUAACGCGCCAGACACUGUGCCUCCCCGCACUCACUGGCAUAGAUAAUUUCACGUGCCAUUGAAUUUAGUGCUCUAUUCCUAGUUUACGGCUGCGGUUAUCGACGUAGGUUGUUGAAAUGAAGACGCCGCCGCAUAGUUCCGGAAAGUAGACGUUAUGAAUAGGUAGUGUUUGUUAAAAGUUGUAAAUUACGAAGUGUCUCGUCAAAGUAUCAAAGACGUUUGUUUAAACUAAAUUCACACAUAUUGUAAGUACGAGAAUACUUAAUAAAUGAUACAGUUCGGUUCAGAAUCCUUACAAAAGCAAGAACCUAUUGGUUACGUAUCAGAGGGGACCACGAGCACUCCGCGUGACCCGUAUCUGGUUAGGCGAUUAUAUGAGUGUAUCGAUCCAUUCGGGCCAGUCACGUUUCUUAACCUAACAGUUGUUCGGGAAGUUGACAAAAGCGCUCGAGAUGUAGGUAUUCACUGUUCUUUAUUGCCUGUAUCAUGGUUGGAAACAAUAAACGCUAAGUGCAUUCUGGUUGUUUAGUAUUAUUGCUUAGUACGAGCUAACAACUUUUACCGUAGUGUUCGUCCAUAAAAUUUUUUUACGGGACAAGACUUACAAUUAUUUUU
This is a messenger RNA of Hyposmocoma kahamanoa, 1107 nucleotides long. RefSeq lists its product as uncharacterized. The transcript has a single exon. Gene Ontology annotation, biological process: calcium ion import across plasma membrane. Gene Ontology annotation, cellular component: plasma membrane. The record is from RefSeq and is a predicted model, not a curated record. Lineage: Eukaryota; Metazoa; Arthropoda; Insecta; Lepidoptera; Cosmopterigidae. The coding region runs from base 1 to 495 and encodes 164 amino acids. Gene Ontology annotation, molecular function: stretch-activated, monoatomic cation-selective, calcium channel activity.